AUGCCACCAGAAUUGCCUCAUUACUGUUCAUUUUCAACUCCUCUGGUCAGGUUUUCCCCUCCAAGCUCACCUGAAACAGAUCCCAUUUCACCUGUCAUCUGCAAAUCUUUCAAAGGAAAUAAAACUAUGAAAAUUCCCGGAAGAAAACUCAUACCUCUGCUUGUUUUCAUUUUAUCAACCAUCUCCAUUCUUAGACUUCUUAGAAUUGCUACCACUACAAAUCCUUCUCAUUCUCCGUUGCCUACGCUACCUCCAAAUAUGCAACCCGCAUGUAGUUUCUCAUCUCCAAAAUGCAGCAAUGUUUCAUCAAAUGUACCUAACAGCUCACUCGCUCAACAAAAUACUUCCACCACUGCAACCGUCCUCACAAAAAAGGAAUUUGAGCUUCUCUCUAAUCUCGUUAAGCGCAAAUCGCCCUGCAACCUUCUUUUUUUUGGACUGGAGGCUCAAUACCUAAAGCUCUCAUCAAUAAAUUCAGGCGGCAUCACUGUCUUUCUAGAGGAUGAUCCUGACAAGAUAAAUUCAGUCAGAGCAAAAACUAACAGCACUCAUAUCUAUAAGGUUGACUACCAUGAACCUGCAAAAAAAGCUUAUCAGCUGCUCAAACAUGCAAGGAAAACUCGAGCUUGUGUUCCCAGAUCAGCAAGGCUUCAAAAUUCGACAUGCAAACUUGCAUUAAGACAUUUACCUGAAGAAGUUUAUAAGCAAAGAUGGGAUAUAGUGGUGGUGGACGGACCAAGUGGACACUCACCAGAAGCCCCAGGCAGGAUGGCUGCAAUUUAUACGGCUAGUGUGAUAGCAAGAGCUGGAAACACAACAGAAGUACUGGUACAUGAUGUGGAUCGAACAAUUGAGAAGUGGUUUUCCUGGGAAUUCCUAUGCGAAGAGAACUUGGUUUCUUCCAAGGGUAAUCUCUGGAAUUUUAAGAUCACAGGUAACCCAAAUUCUACAAAAUUUUGCAUGCACAAAACAGCUUUCUUUGUCUAAUAGCCUUUUUGCUAGUGUAAUUGCACAGAGAAUCAAAUCCAAUUAUUUAAUAAACA
This is a messenger RNA of Mercurialis annua (annual mercury), 1043 nucleotides long. Its product is annotated as glucuronoxylan 4-O-methyltransferase 1. Gene Ontology annotation, biological process: xylan biosynthetic process. The transcript has a single exon. The coding region runs from base 1 to 987 and encodes 328 amino acids. The record is from RefSeq and is a predicted model, not a curated record. Lineage: Eukaryota; Viridiplantae; Streptophyta; Magnoliopsida; Malpighiales; Euphorbiaceae.